This is a messenger RNA of Spodoptera exigua (beet armyworm), 478 nucleotides long. The record is from the annotation of a GenBank genome assembly. Lineage: Eukaryota; Metazoa; Arthropoda; Insecta; Lepidoptera; Noctuidae.
CAUUGACAGGUCUGGGUCAGCUAUCAGACUAGCAGAAUUGUACUUUAUCUUUUAAUUUGGAUUUUUACAUAAAAAUCCUUACAUAAAUAGUAAAAUGUUGACUAGAACAUUAGCCUCAAGGGCUGUUCUGCUAAAAGCUUUUAAAAAUGGUGCAGCUACCGUAAAGCAAGCUAAAAGAAACUCAGGCCAUGGAACAUGGUCAUACCGAGUACCACCACCACUCCCGUCUAGGAAAUCUAUCCUUUUAGCUGAGGGUCUUGGAGCAUUGGCCUGGUGGUGGAUCUUUUGGCAUCUCAUUACUGAGCCAGAUCAUGUCUUUGGUGAAUUUCCAUAUGUUGAUCCCCGAAGCUACACUGAUGAGGAACUUGGCAUACCACCAGACUCCGAGGGCUCAUUGAGGAAGUGAAUAUGAAUAUUUCAAUUUGUAGUUCUUUUUUCUGUUGAUGUUAUUUAAAUUAUAUGAAAUAUCUGUAGGCUU